Molecule: messenger RNA, 1132 nt
Organism: Bursaphelenchus okinawaensis
Lineage: Eukaryota; Metazoa; Nematoda; Chromadorea; Rhabditida; Aphelenchoididae
Source: the annotation of a GenBank genome assembly
AUGCCGCUGCUGCGUUCCGAACGUUGGGCUUCAGAAGCGUGGUAUAGUGGACCAGAAUACGAUGUGAAUGCAGCGUACGACGACCUUUACUCUUAUCGACCGCUCAUCCUCUUCACCGACCUCGUCUACGUGCUGUUCGUGUGGAAGAUUGCUCCACGUGCUCGUGGCAUCAAACUGGAUCCUAAGCUUCUGAAGGACGUGUCGAUUGUGUGGAACUGCUUUAAUGCUAUUACCUCGAUUUAUAUGUUUGUGUUAUUGGUGCCGGAGUUGAAAAUGGCUUUGGGGAAUGGUAUGUUUUUUGGAUUUUUAUACAUUUUAGGUAACAAUUUAUUAUUAAUUUUUUGAGAGUUUUUGGUUUUUUUUUAUUUUUGCAGAUUUUUUUGAAAUUUUUUCAUAUUUCAGGUAACAUUUUUUUAAUUUUUUAAAAAUUUUCUCUUUUUUAUUUUUAAACUCUUUGUUAAUUUUAGGCUGGUACUACACAACAUGUCGAGUAGGAACAUUCUACACAGGUCAAUCCAGUGGGCAUGCUAUGUACUUGUUCUGUUUGUCUAAACUAUGGGAACUUGGGGAUACUGUACUUUUGGUGGCAAGAGGAAGAAAACUAAUGUUCCUACAUUACUUUCACCAUUCCGUCGUGGUAAUUCAGGUCAUGUUCACGUAUUAUGGGGCUGGUAAGUUUUUUGCUUUUUGUUUUAUAUUGUAAUAGAUAUAGUAAAGGAUGUUAAAGGUAUUUUCACAAUCUGGAUUUAUAUGUUCAUGUGUCAAGCUCGGUUGUGUCAUAUCAACUAUCACUACUUCAGGUUCAAUGGCCAGACUAGGAACAGACAUGAACGCCUUUGUCCAUUCCCUGAUGUAUUCCUACUUUGCUCUAGUCAAUGUGUUUCCACAGAUCAGAAAGUACGCUCCAAUCAUCACAGUGCUCCAGCUGAGCCAGUUUGUCGUAGCGUGUGUUGGUAUGCUCAGUCUAUGUGGAUAUGUUUUAAGCGGAUACGAUUGUGAGACCAGUAAGACCAUCUUGCCCAUCCACUUCUUCAUCUACGUCAUGUUCUUCCUCUUGUUCAUGAAGUUCUUCAUGGACAACUAUGUUAAUAAUAAGGAUGGUCGCAAGAAUGGAACAAGAAAGGUGGAGUAA